AUGAUAUAUCAGCACAUGAUGACUAAUCGGGAUGAUUGUGUACAUUUGUUGUUUCGCGCUGUAAUUCAGUUGGUGUCCGUUCGAGUCGAUGGCAACAAACGACCAAUCGCCGAUUUGAUGGUCAAUCGUCCCGACUUUCUUACCAGAGCUCGUCACCAAUAUCACGGGUCGCGAAAUCGCUCACCUUUCCUACCUCGGCCCAUUUCUUGGUUACGGGAUUCCAUCCCUAUCGCGAGCAGAUUUUUUGGUGUAACAGAAGCUCCAAAAGAUGGAGUCAAUAUGAUGUAUGAAAGCUAUCGGCGACGGUUCGAGACUACUAGAUCUCUAAUGCACCAAAUUAUUCAUCAAUUGGUUGCAAAUGCAUCAUCUCGUGGACGUUGUCUUGACUACUUUGCGGCAGCGGACUUUGCCACACUUGCUUCACACACUUACGUUGUAAAUCUGAUGUGUGUGCUGUUUGAACUGUCGUCGAAAAUAGAUUUGUCCAAGGUAAAUCAGAUGUAUCCGUUCCAAAAGAAUACUCGUGUGGAUAUUGUGGAAAAAACUCGCCUCAAAGUGGAUCUUCAGGGAGCCAAAGAGUUCGCAGAGAAAAUAACUACUACCGGUGAGGACAAGUUCACGACGGAAUGUUUUUUCCUCACUAUGCAGUUCGAAAACAUCUGCCUCCAACCUGCAGUGAACCGUUUGCGUAGUCUUCGGAGACAUAUUGCUGAUGUUCGCGAACAGAUUCGGGAACUGCAAGAACAACUAUCACGUCUGCCAGAUGGACUGUUUUCCGAACAUGAGAAGAAUAGAAUUAACCACAAAAUUAAAGCACGCACUGAACAGAAACUGUCUUUCACGCAUACGGCGAUGUGUUACGAAUGCAUGCUGUCGGAUCCGUCGUUUAUCAGUCUUGCACUGGAUUUCUCUAGUAAACAACUACAGCUUCUUCUGAACGCUAUUGCGCCAAAUUUCCGUUAUGAGAGUGAGUUACCUGCCGCCGCUCCGCCGCUUUUCGCCGCUUAUCCAGAGUUCUACUUAGAUGACGUGCUGGAUCUGGUGACAUUUGCGUUGAAACACACUGCUCCCCUUCUUGUUGGUCGAAAUAAUGAUUGGCCAAACCACUUGUUGGUCUUCAUCUGUUGCACUCACUACUUCAACAAUCCCUUUUUGGCUGCUAAGUUUUACUCCGACGCUGAGGCUGGUACCGAUUUCUAUGAAAAGUUCAGUAUCCGACGGAACAUUCAAGUGAUUUUCCAGUGUCUAUGGAACGAAACCUAUUACCGGUCUAUCAUGAUCCAGCUUGCUAGGUGA
Molecule: messenger RNA, 1296 nt
Organism: Cooperia oncophora
Lineage: Eukaryota; Metazoa; Nematoda; Chromadorea; Rhabditida; Trichostrongylidae
Source: the annotation of a GenBank genome assembly